Messenger RNA from Racocetra persica, 261 nucleotides. The record is from the annotation of a GenBank genome assembly. NCBI's taxonomy places the organism in Eukaryota, Fungi, Glomeromycota, Glomeromycetes, Diversisporales, Gigasporaceae.
GAAAUAGACAAAGGAAUUUCUCCCCAAAACGUUUUCAUUAUUGGACUUUCUCAAGGCGGAUCAUUAGCCUUGGCUAUUGCUAUGUCUUCUAAAUAUGAACUAGGAGGUUUCAUAAGUCUAGCGGGCUUUAUCCCUUACCCGAAGGUUCUGAAAGCAAUUGAGAGAGGAAACAAUAAAACUGUUCCUAUUUUUAUGGGUCAUGGUAGCGAAGACAAAAUAGUCCCCUAUGAAGUGGCUCAAAAAUCUUUCCAAACCUUGUGA